ACAUCGCAGGCAAUGUUGGUAAACACAGAGCUGCUGAUCGACGCUAGAACUCGUAUGAAGAUCGUGAGAUUGAAGGAGCAUUUAAAAAGACAUGAAAAUGAAGAAAAUUUUCCAUGUGAUAUAUGUGGGCAGCGCUUAUCUACAAAAAGAAAUUUGAAAAAUCAUCAGCGAUUGAAGCAUACAGUUCGAACAGGUGAGAAGCCUUUCGGUUGUGAUGUUUGCGGAAAGAGAUUCGAUUCAAAACAAAGAAGUAAAAUACAUAUGAUAACGCACACCGGCGAGAGACCUCAUGCUUGCAUGUUUUGCGAUCGACGAUAUGGUGAUAUUGGUGAUUUGAAGAGUCAUUUGCGGAAACAUCUCGGAGACAAUAUAUACCAGUGCGAUCGGUGCGAGGCUUCGUUCCGUUUAAAGAAAGAGUUGAAACGACACUACGCGGUUCAUUUCCAAGGUGGUGAUGCUUAUGCCCCUGCUUCAGACGAGAAGCCUGAUUUCCGGUUUACUCUAGAGUAUCUUGUAAAUUUGCGUCGUCAGAAAGAAUUAUCAAAAUUGAAUGCCGAAGAGAAUGCUUCUUCCGUGGAGUAAACUGUAUUAUUGUAAGAAUAUUUCAAAUUACACGUGACACAACUGAAUAAACAAUCGAUAAUCACUCGAACCAGUGA
Anopheles aquasalis is the source of this 659-nucleotide messenger RNA. Its product is annotated as putative zinc finger protein 702. The record is from RefSeq and is a predicted model, not a curated record. Gene Ontology annotation, biological process: regulation of transcription by RNA polymerase II. Gene Ontology annotation, cellular component: transcription regulator complex; PcG protein complex; chromatin. NCBI's taxonomy places the organism in Eukaryota, Metazoa, Arthropoda, Insecta, Diptera, Culicidae. Gene Ontology annotation, molecular function: RNA polymerase II cis-regulatory region sequence-specific DNA binding; DNA-binding transcription factor activity, RNA polymerase II-specific.